UCUGUGUUGUGUGACUGUGUGUUGCGUGUGACUGAGCCAUCUGUGGUUCGGUGAGACCCCAGGUCCCUGUGUGGAGCCCUCGGGAGGCUGCGACGGUGUGCCCCAGGGUGACAGCAAGUAGCUGCGUGGGCUCUUUCCACAGCUGUUGGAAGCUAUGGCAUAGCGGUGCCGAUGCUUGUCUCUGUGCGGCUGUGUGCGUGUGUGAACGUCGAGUGUGUUUCAACGUUCUGUAACAGCCACUAUUUGAGCUGUGUAUACCUACGUGUGUGACAGUGUAUCCCUGGGCAGACUGUGUGUGUGGCGGUUCCCACCCGUGCUGGGCGUGGGUAGCUCUGCGGGGCGAUACACCCAGUAUAACUGCCUGUAGCUUUACGGGGCUAUCAGUAGUUGUUCCAGUAGCUAUAGAGACUUACGUGUGCAGUCCUGUGUCGGAGAAUGUAGCCGCAACUAAGUGUGUGGCUGUGUUCUUGGGUGUACAAUUUGGGUGUAUCUGGAAAGUGUGUGUGUAGCCGUGAUCAGCUGUGUCCCGCUGUGUGUCCCCGGGUGGCUGUCCCCAGUCGCACCGAGUAUGUGUAUCCCCGCGCCCCCUCCCCCCGCGGCGGGCACUGCGCGUGCGCGCCCGGCCCACGGUCCCGGCGGCGGGACCCACCCGCGCUCACGCCAUCGCCCCUUUAAGAGCGGCGCCCGCGGGCGACGGGGAGGCGGCGGGCGGGGGCGCGCGCGGCGGGAGGAGGGGGCGCGCGCUUCCCGGAACAGCCCGCGCUGAGGGAAGAGAGGAAGAAAAUAAAACCCGCGGCCGGAGCCAAAGCUGGAGCUGCCGCCGCCGCCGUCUCAGCCGUCUGGAGCUCCCCCGCGCGGACGAUGCCCGCGAUGCCCGCGCGGGGCUCGGGGCGGUGAGGCCCGGGGCGCGGGGUAGCUAUGGCGACCGGGAGCGCGGCCCGCGGCGCCGCCUGACAGGUGUGGGGCCCCGGCGGCGGCGGCGGCGGCACGGAGCAGCAUGUACGCCAAGGGGGGCAAGGGCUCGGCCGUGCCCUCCGACAGCCAGGCACGAGAGAAGUGAGGCUGGGAGUGAGUUAGGCCCUGGGCCCUGGCCACAUGGCCCGGGGUGCCUGCCGGGAGACCCCACCCAGAGCACAAACUAGAGUGAAGCCCAGGAGCCAUUUCUCCAAGGAGAGGAACUCCCUGGGGCCAAGGCUGCUAUAAGGUUGGCGCUGUACGUGUAUGAGUACCUGCUGCACGUUGGUGCCCAGAAGUCAGCCCAGACCUUUCUGUCCGAGAUCCGAUGGGAGAAGAACAUUACGCUGGGGGAGCCCCCGGGCUUCCUGCAUUCCUGGUGGUGCGCCCGACCGCAGAGAGGCGUGCGAGCACUCGAGUGAAGCCAAGGCCUUCCAGGACUACAGCGCUGCAGCGGCCCCCAGCCCGGUGAUGGGGAGCAUGGCUCCCAAUGAUGCAAUGGCAUCAGGCCCCAUGGCAACCGGCUUCUUCCAGCCCUUCAUGUCACCGCGGUUCCCAGGGGGCCCUCGGCCCACCCUGCGGAUGCCGAGUCAGCCUCCCGUGGGCCUACCCGGUUCCCAGCCCCUCCUCCCUGGCGCCAUGGACCCCUCCCCACGUGCUCAGGGUCAUUCGAGCAUGGGCCCGAUGCAGAGGGUGACGCCUCCACGGGGCAUGACCAGCGUUGGGCCCCAGGUAAGGGCUGGGCCCAGGCGACAGGGCAGCUUCAGGGGCUGCCCUCUCUCGGCUUGCCGUCUCACGGCCCCUUUACCUUCACAGAGCUACGGAAGUGGCAUGCGGCCCCCACCCAACUCUCUUGCUGGCCCGGGUUUGCCCACCAUGAACAUGGGACCCGGAGUGCGUGGCCCAUGGGCCAGCCCCAGUGGCAACUCGAUCCCCUACUCCUCUUCCUCCCCUGGCAGCUACACGGGACCCCCAGGAGGAGGUGGGCCCCCUGGAACACCCAUCAUGCCCAGCCCUGGAGACUCCACCAACUCCAGUGAGAACAUGUACACCAUCAUGAACCCCAUCGGGCCAGGCGCCGGCAGGGCUAAUUUCCCGCUUGGCCCUGGUCCGGAGGCCCCCAUGGCCGCCAUGAGUGCGAUGGAGCCUCACCAUGUAAACGGAUCCCUGGGCUCGGGCGAUCUGGACGGGUUGCCGAAGAGCUCCCCCGGCGCCGUGGCCGGCCUGAGCAACACCCCGGGCACCCCGCGGGACGACGGCGAGAUGGCGGCCGCCGGGACCUUCCUGCACCCGUUCCCGAGCGAAAGCGUAAGCGACUGCGUCGACUCCCCCCCCGCGGCGGCGUCGGGCCGGAGGGGCCUGGCGGGCAGACCCCGGCGGGGCGGCCGGGGGGCCAGAGCAAGACCGUGACCGCGGCGGGCCAGUACUCCCCCGGGAUGACCAUGAGCGUGUGAUGGGGCCGCAGCCCCUUGCCCACUGCCGACCUCGGCUUCUGCCCAGCGCCCCUGCCCGGGGCCAAGGUCCAGGGGCUCGGGUGGUCUGCAGGGUGAGGGUCUGAGGUCACACCGCGGGCAACUGGACUCCCGGUCAAGGCUUGGAUGGCUGGGAGGCCCCGCGCGAAGGACUCAUUCAUUUUAUAAAAAAACGCAAGGACCUCAGAGACGUUCUUUCCUGUAUGGGCCCUUCCCGCCAUUUCUGUUUUGUCCAGGGGGCUCCUUGGGGGAUUUCCUUUCCCCUGGAGCGCAGGGGUGGGCCCCAACAAUAAACAUAACUCGAUUUUGGUUUUUGGCA
Molecule: messenger RNA, 2745 nt
Organism: Aethalodelphis obliquidens (Pacific white-sided dolphin)
Lineage: Eukaryota; Metazoa; Chordata; Mammalia; Artiodactyla; Delphinidae
Gene: SSBP4
Product: single stranded DNA binding protein 4
Exons: 17
Coding region: 1222-2364 (380 amino acids)
Biological process (GO): positive regulation of transcription by RNA polymerase II
Cellular component (GO): nucleus
Molecular function (GO): protein binding; single-stranded DNA binding
Source: RefSeq, a predicted model, not a curated record